GGGGGUGGGGGGGGUGACACUUGGCCUUGGCUCCGGUGGAGGCCCCAGUCCGACCCCAAGGAGCCACCAGCCGCCGGGAAGGGCAGCGGGGACGCCGGGAUAGGAGCCCAAAAGAUGUCAGGGGGGAUCUUCUCACCACUGGAGGGCCUGGGCGCCCUGGAUGGACCACGAUGCCACCCGCUCGUUUGCUUCCUGUGCCACGAGCAGUACGAGCAGCCCUGCCUGCUGGACUGCUACCACAACUUCUGUGCCAGCUGCCUCAGGGGCCGCGCCAACGAUGGACGCCUCGCCUGCCCGCUGUGUGGACACCAGUCAGUGGUGAAAGGAAAUAAUGGGCUCCCACCCGUGGACCGGCUGCUCCAGUUCCUGGUGGACAGCUCAUCGGACAACGAAGAAGCAGUGCGCUGUGCCAACUGUGAUCAGGAGUGCCACAAGCAGGAUGCCGAGACCACCUAUUUCUGCAACACGUGUGGGCAGCCCCUGUGCGCCCGCUGCAGGGAUGAAACACACAAGGCCAAAAUGUUCGCCUGCCAUGACAUCGUGGCUCUGAGCAAGCGCACCAUGGACAUUCACAAGAAGUGUUCUCUGCACUCGGAGCCCUACAUCAUGUUCUCUACUGACAAGAAGUCCAUGGUCUGCAUUCGCUGCUUCCGGGACAUGCACGGGGAGAGCCGGGCACACUGCAUCGACAUCGAGACGGCCUACCUGCAAGGCUGUGAGAAGCUGGACCAGGCUGUGCUGGCCGUGAAGUCUCUGCAGGUGGCCACGCUGGAGGCCAUCGCCCUGCUGCAGGCCAUGCUGGAGGAGGUGCGGCGCAGUGCGGCAGAGGAGGAGGGUGACAUCCACGCGCUUUUCAGCAGCAUGCAGGAGAAGCUGGCAGAGAGGAAGACGCUGCUGCUGAAGGCUGUGCAGAGCCAACACGAAGAAAAGGAAAAAGCUUUCAAAGAUCAACUAUCCCACCUGGCGUCUCUGCUCCCGACGCUGCAGGUCCACCUGGUCACCUGCUCCGCCUUCCUCAGCUCGGCCAAUAAGGCGGAAUUCCUGGACCUGGGCUACGAGCUGAUGGAGCGGCUGCAGGGCAUUGUCACCCGACCUCACCGGCUGCGGCCUGCGCAGAGCAGCAAGAUCACCAGUGACCACCGCGCCGAGUUUGCCCGCUGCUUGGAGCCGCUGCUGUUGCUGAGCCCCCGCCGGGUGGCAGGGAGCGGAGGCAAUGCCACCUUACUUUCAGGGGGGCCAGGUGCGAAGACGCUAGUCAGGCCUGGCUGCCUGUCUUCCUGCGGAAAGAUGUCCGGCUCACCGGUUCGCAAGCCAACGUUGCACCGCUACAUCAGCACCAAGGUGCUGCUGGCCGAGGGUGGGGACACCCCCUUCACGGAGCACUGCCGCAACUACGAGAACGCAUACCGGUCCCUGCAGUCGGAGAUCCAGAACCUGAAGGACCAGGUGCAGGAGCUCCAUCGUGACCUCACCAAGCACCACUCUCUGAUCAAGGCCGAGAUCAUGAGUGACAUCCUACAGAAGUCCUUGCAGGUGGACAAGCAGAUCGCCUCCGAGUACAGUUCGGUGGAGAUGAUGAGGAGCAUCUUCGAGGAGACUUGGGAGGAGACAUAUCAGAGGGUGGCAAACGAACAGGAGAUUUACGAAGCCCAGCUCCAUGACCUACUCCAGCUGAAACAGGAGAACAGUUACCUGACCACCAUCACCAAGCAGAUCACACCCUAUGUCCGCUCCAUUGCCAAAGUGAAGGAGCGGCUGGAGCCCAGAUUUCAGGAACCAACAGAUGAACAGCCAGAGACUUUGCCAAAAAUUUAUGAUGACAGCCUUAUAGUCAGCGAGACCCAGCCCAGGAAUGAUCCACUACGCAGCCCUGGAGACAGAGAGAAAGUCCUGGAGUCCCGAGAGGACGGCCAGACCCUGAACACUUUCCCAGAGGAAACAUUCCUGAAAAAUAAAGAUUAUUACAAACACAAACCAAAGAGCGGGGUGACUGGCCCUAUCCAGAAAGAGUUCACAUCCUAGCAGAGAAGUCCAGGAUAAUUCAGUCUUUCUCAGCAUGUGUGCAAAUAAUAUAUUUGGAAAAACUUCCUUCCUA
Molecule: messenger RNA, 2095 nt
Organism: Ornithorhynchus anatinus (platypus)
Lineage: Eukaryota; Metazoa; Chordata; Mammalia; Monotremata; Ornithorhynchidae
Gene: RNF207
Product: ring finger protein 207
Exons: 18
Coding region: 115-2022 (635 amino acids)
Biological process (GO): regulation of cardiac muscle contraction; regulation of heart looping
Cellular component (GO): perinuclear region of cytoplasm
Molecular function (GO): zinc ion binding; Hsp70 protein binding; transmembrane transporter binding
Source: RefSeq, a predicted model, not a curated record